Messenger RNA from Hibiscus syriacus, 1223 nucleotides. Its product is annotated as vacuolar protein sorting-associated protein 41 homolog. The coding region runs from base 63 to 1223 and encodes 386 amino acids. The record is from RefSeq and is a predicted model, not a curated record. The transcript is spliced from 5 exons. Gene Ontology annotation, cellular component: HOPS complex; late endosome. Gene Ontology annotation, biological process: endosomal vesicle fusion; macroautophagy; cellular response to starvation. NCBI's taxonomy places the organism in Eukaryota, Viridiplantae, Streptophyta, Magnoliopsida, Malvales, Malvaceae. Gene Ontology annotation, molecular function: protein binding.
ACCAAAUCAAAACUCGACGACUCAGAUCUUCACCUUUUUUUCCUUUCCCGAUUCCAAGUAAAAUGCAAAUGUCUCCGUUCCUAUCAGAAAACGGCGUCGAAGGAGACGACGAGAGAGAAGAAGAAGACGAAGACGUGGACGACGAUGAAGAAGAAGAGGGCGAUGAAGAAGAGCCGAGGCCUAAGUAUCAAAGAAUGGGAGGUAGCAUCCCGUCCUUGCUUUCCGGCGAUUCUGCCUCGUGUAUCGUCGUCUCCGAACGCAUGAUCGCACUCGGAACGCACGAUGGAACCGUUCAUAUCCUCGACUUUUUGGGAAAUCAGGUUAAGGAAUUUGCUGCUCAUUCAGCUGCAGUGAAUGACCUUAGUUUUGAUAUAGAAGACGAAUAUAUUGGAAGAUGUUCUGAUGAUGGUUCUGUUAUACUCCAUAGUCUUUUCACUGACGAGAAAUUGAAAUUUGAGUAUCAUCGUCCUAUGAAGGCCAUUGCACUUGAUCCUGAUUAUGCAAGAAAAUCAUCUAGGAGAUUUGUAACUGGUGGCUUAGCUGGCCACUUAUAUCUUAAUACCAAAAAGUGGCUUGGCUAUAAGGAUCAGGUUUUGCACUCAGGUGAAGGUCCAAUCCAUGCAGUGAAAUGGAGAAUGAGUCUCAUUGCUUGGGCUAAUGAUAUGGGAGUAAAAGUUUAUGAUGCUGCAAAUGAUCAACGGAUUACAUUUAUAGAAAGACCAAGAGGGAGUGCUCAUCCUGAAAUCUUGCUCCCAUAUUUAGUGUGGCAGGAUGAUGCCUUAUUGGUGAUUGGCUGGCGAACCUAUGUGAAAAUUGCAUCAAUAAGAUCAAAUCUGAACAAGGGCGCCAAUGGAACUUAUAAGCAUGUUUCAAUGUCUAACAUGAACCAAGUAUAUAUUGUGGCAUCAUUUCAGACUAGCUGUUACAUAUCAGGAAUUGCUCCUUUUGGUGAUUCUUUGGUUGUUCUAGCCUAUAUUCUUGGUGAAGAAGAUGGAGAAAAGGAAUUUAGUUGCACAAUACCUUCAAGACAUGUAUGCGUCCUUUACAGUUCUGAAAAAGCAAUGGAUUAUUCCUUGGCACAUGCUCCCUUCUCAGGCAGCAGUUAUGCCGGUGGACAGUGGGCUGCCGGUGAUGAACCAAUAUACUAUAUUGUAUCACCAAAGGAUGUUGUCAUAACGAAACCUAGGUUACUUCUGAUUCUUUAUAUUUUUCUUUCUUCUUGA